CUGUCAAUACACGAAUUUCUUAUACAGCAUCUUAAGCAGUAGUAACACGAGAAAACACCACGAGAAUACAUUCAUAGCAGAUGCUAUUUAUCGUCUGCUUCCCGUUAUCUGAUCACGUGAUUUAAAAGUGUGCCACGUUAUAAUGUGUAUUGGAUGUGUAAUAGCCAGCGUUUUCGUGUAGAUACAGUAGAAUUGAGUGACAGAUGGAAUGAAGGAAUAAGAUAUAUUUAAAAAAAGAAACAAAUCGUAUGGGUCAAACAUGGAUGGGGGAGCAGACGACAGUGAGGAAUGGUACGAUCACGACUUGCAACUGGCGGCGGAACUUGGUAAAGCGUUGUUAGAGAGAAACAGAGACCUGGAGGAGAAGUUGUUUCAAGCACAGCAAGCAACUGAAGAUCAACAACUUGAAAUAGAUUAUUUGAGUCACCAGCUGGACACUGUACGGGAAUCAAGCGAAACAAAGAAUAAGAUAUACGAGGAGAUAGAUAAAACAAUACAAGACCUGGAAUGUCGUAACCAGAAAUUGAUCAUCGACAGCAAAGGUGAUAAACAGAAGAUUGAAAGAUUAGCAGACACGGUAAGAACUUUAGAGGAAAAGAAUGAAGAAUUAUCAAAAAGAGUUGAUGACUUAAAAGCUGCGGAACGCGAGAGGAAGAAAAUGCAGCAGCAGCAGAAUAAAGACACGCGCCGAGCACGUAGUCUGGCCAAUCUCCCGGAUAACAAGGAAAAUCUUGAUCUGUGCUACGAGAGGAUUGGAAAUUGGACGUAUAAUGAAAGGUUUAAAAGUUCAAAUUUACCGCUGAAUCCCUUCGAAAUCGAGAUUCGAAAUCAACAAGAAAUAAUCAAACGUCUGAAAGCGCAGAAUAUGCUUGAUAAACGCAAGAGAGAGGACUUUGAAACGGAAGUAGCGUUGCUUUGGGAAGAAAAUACUUCACUGGAAGUAAAAAUGAAAAUUUUGGAAGAGGAUUUAUUCAAAUAUAAAAAAUUACAAGACGAUAUUCAAAAAAUUAAAAUGGAGUCUGGCAAGUACUGUAUUAAUUGUGGGAAAACGUUGGAUUUGUUAAAGAAACCAGGUCUUCAAUCAGAAGUCGAAGAUGACGAACCUCAUUUUAAUAGUGAAGGGAAAAUUGUUAAAAUGGAAAGUGGUGGUUCGAUUUAUGGUAGCCGUGAAUCUUUAGAUCAGGUUGCUAUGGAAACAAAAGAGACUAUGACCUCGAUUGACAGCCCGGAGAAUCCGGAAGAUGCUGGAAUAUCGAUUUUGAAUGAAUUAGAACUUCAGUAUCAAUCUCUCUUCAAAAAGUAUGAACUGUUGCUACAGAAAGGCAAGCGUCCGAGUAGUUUGUUACUCGAAGAUGAUGAAGAGGCGGAGAGGGAGCUUGAAAAGCGUCUGUCCAACAAAGCCGUGCAGACCACAAUCAAACUGACAAAACCUGGCGAUGACCUUGAAAAUCCUCCAUACAAAAUGAUAUUUAGAGACAUAUUUGCAACGUUGAAGAAAUCAAGGAUAGAAGAGUCUGGCGAAGCGUGUGUGACGUCACCGGAAACUCAACAUGGCAAAGCAACUCACAGCUCUAGUCCUGUUCCAGAUGCUAGAUAAAAAGUCAUGCAAUGCAACAUUUUGUUUUCAUUACUAAUGUAAUGAAUCGAGUAUUUAUUUUAAUUAUGCUAUAAAAUUGAUCAAAUGAUUUUACUCUAAAUCGCCUUCCUUGAUUUUUUUGGGAUCAGACUAAAGCACUGACCAAAUAUUCGCAACUAGUCAUUUAAUUUAUUGGAAUUAUGAAAUGUUCCUCUUUGUAUUAUAAUGUGUGCAAUAUUGCUAGCUUUGUGUAUCAUUUCUGUUUUGUCUUUCAUGGUUACCUAGACUAUAAAUUGUCUAAUAACCGCCGUGUUUUCUUUGUUGUUUCCAUUGAUAUUAUUACCACCAGAUGAUGAGUUUCCUUCAUAUUUUAUAUUAUUGAUUUAAAGAAAAAUAAUUUUAUCACUUCAUUUUAGAAAUAAAUGCAAAUCUCUUUGCAA
This is a messenger RNA of Ruditapes philippinarum (Manila clam), 2016 nucleotides long. RefSeq names its product cerebellar degeneration-related protein 2-like. The record is from RefSeq and is a predicted model, not a curated record. The coding region runs from base 260 to 1597 and encodes 445 amino acids. The transcript has 4 exons. NCBI's taxonomy places the organism in Eukaryota, Metazoa, Mollusca, Bivalvia, Venerida, Veneridae.